AUGGACGCGAAACGCGAUGCACUGGGCCUGACAAAACCUCGACAUCUCGUGAUAUCAGGAGAGCGCCCCCCGGGACCUGGAGAGUCGGUCGCUCUACCGUUCUUCAAAAUAGACAGUGUGCUGGCUCUACAUAUGGGCUUGAGGGAGGAUUUCGAUGGUCUUAUCGUUCAGCUGCUUGCGUGCUGUCCACGUCUGCGGGCGUUGAAGCUCAGUGGUCCGUUCGAAGGCACCGGUCUUUCGGCGCUGUCGCGUGUAUUGAUGGCAGUGGCAACUUCGCCGAACGUGGAGUACCUUUCCCUUCCUUCCAUCAACUUCAAAAGCGAAGACCUGCGUUUGAUAGACGCCACGGUUGCAUCUUUGUCGGCUCAUCUGCGGAUACAUUGUCCAAUGCUGUGUUAUGUUUGCGUUCAGCUUACAGAGAUUGACGUGCCGGUCCAUUUUGCACAACACAGGCUUCUACGAUUUGAUCAUUUUCGGGUCUACGAGACAACCGAAUAG
Sparassis crispa is the source of this 498-nucleotide messenger RNA. RefSeq lists its product as hypothetical. NCBI's taxonomy places the organism in Eukaryota, Fungi, Basidiomycota, Agaricomycetes, Polyporales, Sparassidaceae. The record is from RefSeq and is a predicted model, not a curated record. Bases 1 to 498 code for a protein of 165 amino acids. The transcript has 3 exons.